Molecule: messenger RNA, 3390 nt
Organism: Symsagittifera roscoffensis
Lineage: Eukaryota; Metazoa; Xenacoelomorpha; Acoela; Convolutidae
Exons: 5
Coding region: 1-3390 (1129 amino acids)
Source: RefSeq, a predicted model, not a curated record
AUGCUUGACAGCAUUGCUGAGCUACAGAACGAGCAACAAAAACGCGACCAGGAAUCAAACGAGAGAUCCGCUACUCUACUCCGAAUGAAAGUACAGGAGACGUUCUACAGCGCAUGUGAUUGUCUCGACUCUGAGGAGAGCGAUUGUUCUGAAAAGGGAACCCAGACCCCUCGAAAGAAACAAAAGACUUGUUGUGACAAAGAAGAAGGGAAGUGUUACUGUUCAACCAAUCAGGGAGGGGGUGAUUUAGGUACUAUUACUUUGAGGAUUUGCAACGAGUGUGAUGGCGCCGGUGAUCACAAUUCGAACUCGAACAACAAUAACCAACUGGCUCUUCCAGGAGGAUGUAAUUGUAAAGGAGAUAACAGUAACUCUCAAGCGCCUGGACAGUGCUUCUGCUCGACAAACGUUCCGCCGGACCAGCAAAGUUCACAAGAGUCCAAAUGCUUCUGCAACUCAAACACUCAAAACUAUAACAGUUUCCAUCCUUCGCAAUCGCAACAAGACCCAGAUCCACGGCACAGCAACCAGAACUCUAUGCAAGUCAGUUACAUGACAAGCAACUAUCAGUCAAAUCCUCAGGCGCAGACUGACAGUCAAAUAGUAGCCAGAAACAGCUCUAAUUCCAAUAAUGGCAAUGACAUGAGAUCCUCGAUGCCCAGAUACUUGUCGACACAAAACAGCAUCAAUGACAAUAACAACAAUGAAGGAUACCUGUCGGUCUAUACUCAUCAGCAAGCAUCCGGAGAACCCCUUCUGAUUGCCAGCUUCCGAAAAAUGAAAAAACAAAAACAACCCGGACAACGCAGGAAGAAACAAUUCAGACGUCCAAGAAAUCAAAACCAGGAAGCUCCUCAGAUAAACUUGAACGAUGUUCCGCUUUGUAGAUGUAGCACACCCGAGAACGCAAAUGGAUCGCAACCUGGUUCCAGAUUAGAUAACCGGCGACGUCGACGAAGUUCCAGUAUGGUUCCACAAGGCUAUCAAAACAACCCUUCUGUCGAUACUAAAACCGUGAAAUUGUGCUGCUGUCAAGGUAAGACUGAACAAAUAACCAAAGAAAUCAUCUACAUGAUGUUCAAAGAGAACCAAAAACCGAUUAAAAAAGGGAAGCGUAACAACGAUUGCGACGAAUGUUCGGACGAAAGGCAAAAUAGCAGAAAAACAGAAAGCAAAAGAAAUACAUGUACAAAAGAAGAUGUUCAACAAAUGAUACUUCAAUCAGAAAACAUGAUGCUGAGGCAGUGUUUGAUGCAGCAGUCAAUGCUUAUGGCUCAAAGUAACAGCAGAAGAAAGCAUCGUAGCAGCAACCGAACACAAAAUGACAACGCGAACCAAACUACGGGAUCACAAUCUGGUGCAAAUGCUAACCAAUUUUCACAGAAUGCACUGACAUAUCCGUAUUCAAACGAAAAUGGAAACUUUCCUCAACAUAGGAGCAUAUUUGACGGUAUUGAUAGGUUCAAUUUCAAUAACCGCUACCAAGGAUUCGGUCAGAAUCUCAACAAUAAUAACAACAUGUAUAGUCAAGGUCAAAAUGAUUACAGCAAUCACAAUGGUCAAAACCUGGAGCAGGUCGGGAAAUGCUAUUGUACUCGUGCAACCGAUCCAAACGAUCAAACUAUGGCCUCAAACAACCCUAAUGAAGGAAACACUGGUGUUUGUCAUUGCCAACGAAACAGUGAGCCAAAACCAGAACCUUUUCAGCAACGAAUUCAGCCUACAGUUGCUCAUGCAUCAGCUGGCAAUUGUUACUGCAAGGCUGUGAGUUGCAAAUGUGAUGACGCUGCUUCUGACAUUGACAGCGAAAUAGAAUUCAACACAGGACCUCAAACAAGCAACAAGAAGUUCCAAACUGUCACUGAAACCCGCUCGAUAGGCUGCGAGUGUAAAAAAGACAAGCGAGUUCAGAAGAAUUCCCGCAACUGUUGUUGCAAAACUAACACAAACAAAAUGGCAGGUGAAAAUGAAGAGACUUCUGAUUUUUCAACGGACGAUGACUCAUCAAGUGAAGAUGUGCCAUGUCAUUGUAAUGAUUCUUCUCAGUCGCAGAGCCGCUCGCGUUGUUUCAACCAAUACGAAUGUCCAAGUCCAUGUAAUGUACCUUUCACUAGACGGCCAAUAAUGGGAGAGUCGCUUUACAUGAACGAGAGUCUCCCCCCUCUUCAUCCAUUCUGGGGUCCAACAUGUUCAUUGCCACCAGGGGGCCCUAGGCCUUGUCAAUCAAUCCGAGAUUACUACACCAUGCAGUGUGGUCAGAAUGAUGGGUGCACUGCCGCCGGACCAUGGGUUUCCCAGAAUAUGUGCAACUGUGGCUGUCUAGGAGGAAAAAAGACGUCAAAGAAAAAGAGUAAAGGAUCAUCGAAGUCGUCCGGGACGAAAAGCUCCAAGAGCUCAUCUACGAAAUCAUCUACAAAACGAUCAUCCACAAAAUCAUCUACGGUUCCGACAAGCAUUUCGGAUCCCGUGUCAGAACCAUUCAGCGAAGAAGUAGAUGAGGAAGAUGAUGACGAUUAUGCGGACGACAUAAAUGACGACGUGGACGAUGACGAAGAAGAGGACACGGAUACUGUCCCGACAGAACCAAUAUCCAAAACCACUUCUUCAUCUGGUCCAAAAGCAAGUUCCACAUCGCCGUCAAGAGCAUCGUCAAUUACUGGAUCCGCAACUAGAACAUCAACAACAUCUUCUGGAAUAACUGGUUCGGCUGUCGGUGGCACAGGCGCAUCUGAAGGGGCUGGCGAUGACAAUGACUCCGAUUCAGACAGUGAUUUCGGUUCCGCAAAUGCUUCAGAUUACGCUGAUUUGGAACUGUAUUACGUUUCGGCAAAUAACCAGCGGCCUCGUUUCCCACAGAAGGAGUCUGAAAUACAGUAUUCAACUGACAGGAAAGUCUCUAGUCAGUACAAAGAACCAGCACCGUGGUCCUCAACCUUGGAGGGGAACAGAAGUCAAGAUGAAGGACGGAAAACAUCAAAAACCAAAUCCCUAUCUGCAAUUGACGAAGUAAAUGAGGAAAAAAGCAAAGAGACAACAACUUUAGAUCAGAGACCUAUCCAAACUUCGAUAGAUAAGACAAAAUCGUCUAGCUUGAACCCGUUCAAUUUUGAUGAAAAUAGAGUAGAAGAAUACAAAAGAGAGAGUAAACUUACACCAUUGGACUACUUCGAAGAGUCAUCAGCAGCUCAGCUACAGCAGAAAGAGGAAGGAACAAGGAAAUCGAGUGUUAACCCUUUCAUUUUUGAUGAAAACAGAAUCGAAGAAUACGAGAAGGAUCGCGAGACCACUCCAUUGGAUUACUUCGAGGAAACUUCAUUUGAAACGCUAAAAGCGGAUGGUGUAGAAAUAGAGAAAGACGAAUAUAUUCAAAUUUCAGUUACGCCCAGUUGA